Molecule: messenger RNA, 4098 nt
Organism: Phyllopteryx taeniolatus (common seadragon)
Lineage: Eukaryota; Metazoa; Chordata; Actinopteri; Syngnathiformes; Syngnathidae
Gene: slc25a14
Product: solute carrier family 25 member 14
Exons: 9
Coding region: 254-1114 (286 amino acids)
Biological process (GO): mitochondrial transport
Cellular component (GO): mitochondrial membrane
Source: RefSeq, a predicted model, not a curated record
CCGUGUCAUUGACAUUAUCUUAAAUGGAGACUAGCCCAGCGCGACGGCCAACAAGUUGUUCCUUUUCAGCUCCGUCGGAGUGUACGCUACAUGUGUCUUGAAUAAUGGAAAAUCAAGUGUAGUAGCAGUUUUUUAAAUUAGUUUUAUCGACACGCCCCAGCGCUGCUGCGUGGACCUGUGCCUGGGCGGCUUGCUGUUGUUCCUGGCCGGGCUGCAGCAGGCGGAGGCAGCUGCCGGAGCCACCGCGGCGGAGAUGGCCAACCUGAACUGGAAGCCGUUCAUCUACGGCGGGAUGGCCUCGAUUGUCGCAGAAUUCGGCACAUUCCCCAUCGAUCUGACAAAGACACGGCUCCAGGUGCAGGGUCAGUCCCAGUACACGGAGGUGCGCUACAGAGGCAUGUUCCAUGCCCUGUUCAGGAUCGGCAAGGAAGAGGGCAUCCGGGCGCUCUACUCGGGGAUCUCACCUGCGCUCUUGAGACAAGCGUCUUAUGGGACCAUCAAGAUCGGAACCUAUAACUCCCUGAAGAGGCUUUUUGUCACUCACCCAGAAGAGGAGACCAUGGUCAUCAACGUCUUCUGCGGCGUCGUCUCCGGCGUUCUGUCGUCCUCCCUGGCCAAUCCCACGGACGUCCUCAAGAUCCGAAUGCAGGCGCAGGGCAGUCUGCUCCAAGGCAGCAUGAUAUCCAACUUCAUCAACAUCUACCAGACAGAGGGCACCAAAGGCCUGUGGAGAGGUGUCAUUCCCACGGCGCAGCGAGCCGCCAUCGUCGUCGGAGUUGAACUUCCCGUGUACGACAUCACAAAGAAGCACCUCCUUCGAUCCGGCGUCAUGGGCGACACCAUCUUGACCCAUUUCAUUUCAAGUUUCACAUGCGGCCUGGCGGGGGCGCUGGCCUCCAACCCCGUGGACGUGGUGCGCACGCGCAUGAUGAACCAGCGCGUGCUGUCGGGGGCACCCAUGUACAAAGGCACACUGGACGGCGUGAUGCAGACGUGGAGAAACGAGGGCUUCUUUGCGCUCUAUAAAGGAUUCUGGCCCAACUGGCUGCGGCUGGGGCCUUGGAACAUUAUUUUCUUCAUCACCUUUGAGCAGUUGAAGAAGCUCCCGUUGUAAGCGAGAGACGCAAGUCGGGACGGUACGAAUCUGUCGGACUGUGUCGGCCGUGCAGUGAAUUGGGGGAGACAGAAGCAGCAGCACUACUGGGAGAGUUGUGGCACCAGUAUAUUUUCACACUCCUUUACCAGCAACUCCACCACAGCAUCAGCCAACCUCCCCACAUAUUCACUCAUCCAACACCUCAUGUCCUUUUUCUUUGGUUUUGCUAUUUAUUUAUGGGUGACUGAUUCUGUUUUCACCACAGUCGUGAGCACUGAGACCAGGCAGCUACUUUUAGCAGGUGUUUAGCAGAAGAGAGAGAGAGAGAGGGAGUUAGAACCUGGUUACCGCCGCGGACCAGGUGAGUUUCAACCUCAGCUUUUUUUCGAAGACAUACAAGUCUGACAAUAUAGUUACAUGCAUUUGCGAGGCUUGAAAUGUUCCCUUCUGGAGGGAAAUUGUCCUUCUGUUUCAAUGACUUGAUAGUAAAGUGCCGUACUUUUAUUUGUUUAUUGGCCGGAGAUUCUAGAGGCGGAAAAAGCCUGACAUGAGCGUCAAUCUGAGCCAAAGCCUUUGCUGUGAUGCUGUUGGAAACAGCAGUUAAAUGUACUGUGUGCUUUAAAGGCUUGUGCGGCUCAUGGCUGGAAAGGGGGGCCGAACGUGCCAAAGUUUGUUUUACUUGAACGUGUUACCCAUCUACAUCACUCCCAAAAAGUCUUUGACUCUUCCAGUCUUUCUGUAUCGCUGUUGCAACUUGCUAUAAGCCCCUGUCAUCUGGAUUUUGGCCUGUUUUACUGCCACUUCUCUUCUCCCCCACCUCCCUCCUGCUCGAAAGGACCCUUUUAGUCUGUGUCGCAACCUGCUGAUGACACUAUAAGCUCAGAGAUGCAGAAAGACUGGAAGAGCCACAGAAAGGCAUAGAAGUGGUCGUCCUUGGCUUGCUUAAUUCAUUUGGCCAAACACAUGGCAAAUGACGUCUUAAUGAAUUGUCCUGCAUUGUUGAUGGAUGCAGUUUAUCAGGGGAAUUCGUUUUGCUCAAACAGACCAAAUUUAUUGUAAUUUUAAAGAUUUGGUUCAUGACAUUAAUGCAUCGUAAAACAUCAAAAACUGAAGUGUAGUCAGAGUAAAGUUUUUACUGAUUUUACAGUAUGUUGACGUAAUUCACAACUUUGUCGUUGUCAUACUGUGAGAAUGAGUCUUUGGAUCGUGGUACUAUGCUGCUAGCUAACCACGAUGGUGGCUGUCCAAUGAAAAGCAGGUACCACUUUCUUUUAAACCAAAACCACAAGUUGGUUUUUUUUCUGCUAAAAAACAAACAAAAAAGGCAAACAUUUUUUAAUUAUAGUGGAACCUUGAACAAGGUUGCCGCAUCUGGAAAAAAAAUGGAAAUGGAAAUAAUUUGUUUUAGGGUCAAACUGUCGCCACAUCACAAAACAUUCUGAAUAAGUGUAAAAAGUAGUUAACCUCUGUAUUAUAACGGUAAAAACACUCUCUUAAGGGUGUAGUAAAUUUAGCGUCUCAUUUUUAAAAUCCAUGUUACACAAGCAUUAAAACAAGCCUCUUUACCCUCCUGUUAGGUUAUGGGUCAAACUGAACCGUUUUAAAGUUGAAACCAAAAGUAUUUUAAGAGUAAGAAGUAAGUUAUGGGAAGAGGUUACCCCUCUUAUCCUAACGCUAAUCUAUUCUCAGAAAUGGCAAUAAUGUUAUGUUGUGGGUCAAAUUGACCUGUUCUAAACGUUAAAUUAAAUAGUCAAAAGUAAUUUCUUGGGAUGAAUGAUUCUGCUUGAGUUAAAUGCAUAGAAACAUUGUAGUUUCUGACACCCUGGGUCAAAUUGACCCAGAAACAUUGUUUUAGGUUGAUUUCUCAGAAACAGCAAUAAUGUUAUGAGUUUAAAAAAAAAAAGUUCAAAGUAUUUUUUGGGGGGUAUGAAACGUUUCUGCUCAACUUAAUGUCCAACAUUUUAGGUCAAAUUGACCUGGGAAUUGCUAUUUCUCAGAAAUGAAUGAAUAUUAUCUCAUUUUUGACAUUGUCACACAACUAUAAUAAGAAGGUAACCACAUUAUUAUUCCAAAAAUUGCAUCUAAUUUUUAAAGAAUCUCAUACAAGUGUGAAAAGAAGAUGCUGCUAAUUUCCUCAAAAAAUAUUUAUCCGUAGUCCAUUAUGUGGCUCAUUUUUUUAUUGUUUAAUGGCUAUGUUGUCAUUUGGAGGUUUGGCUUAACAUGCUUUUCAUUGGACAGUUGCUGUGGGACUUGAACUCAACACAACACAAUACAAUACAAACUGUCUGUUAGGACACAUCUGUUACUAAAACAAAAACAAUCCUCACUUUUGAUUUGAAUAAUUGUAAUUUUUUUUUUUUACCAAACCUUGUGCAGCUAGUGUGCAUGUUUGUCACAGCUUGCGCCUUCUAAUUUAACGGUUAUUGUUUGGCGCUUCUUUAUUUUCACGAGUGGGCUGCUUCUUGGUUUUUUUAAAUCACAUUUUGUUGUCGAACACAAUUUGAUUGACAUUGCUUUCAUUCCCGCUCGGGCUUUAUACAGUGUUUCGAUAUAUUUAACGCUCACACAUUUGUGAGCAGUUUCACGACCAAAUGUGUCACUUCAUCGCCAGUCAUUCAUUCCCUAAAAGUUACAUCUUACAAAUAAAAGAAAAUGUUUCACUUAUUGGACUUAUUUUAAAGUGCUCUUCUCCCCCCCCCCCCCCCCCCUCCCAAUUGUAGCUAUUGAAAGCGCCUCUUGCUGUACUGAAUAAAAGAACUAUACUAUAUAGGUCAUUAAAAUGUUUUUUUUAUCAAGCCCACAUUAAAAUGUAUGAAAAAAUGCAACACUGCACUUUCUGCUCAGCUGAUUGUUGGUGGUUUUUACUUUGUGCUUGUUUAAAUGGGGGUUAUGGUGGAGGUUUUGAAUGCGGGUUUAGUUUUCAUCUGUUAUGAGUCAAAGAUUGACUGAAAUCCAUGUACACUCCAAAUAAAAAAAAAAAAAUUAAAAAAUGAAUGCAGGAA